AUGAAAUCAAGGAAAGGGAAGUGGCCAACAAGGGCCUCUCUUAUCAUGUCUCUUGUUGUAGUCAUUGUUUCUCUAAGCUUCUCAUUAUCAACCACUUCACAACCUCUCAUAUAUCCCAUCCAUGACAAUUCACCACCAUCACGGUCGCCAAAGUCUUCACCACCAUCAUCCAUUCACGAGAAUGAUGUUCCAUUUCUACCUUUUUCACCUCCAUUAAUACUACCUAUUUUUCCUAUGGUCCCACCCUUAGUACUACCUAUUUUGCCAACUGCACCUCCUAAGACACAGAAACCCAAACCUCCCCCUAAGAAACCUCCUGCCAAACCUCCUCCUAAGAAAAAAGAACCAAAACCUCCUCCUAAGAAAAAGGAACCAAAACCUCCUUCCAAACCUCCUCCUAAGAAAAAGGAACCAAAACCUCCUCCUAAGAAAAAGGAACCAAAACCUCCUUCCAAACCUCCUCCUAAGAAAAAGCAACCAAAACCUCCUCCCAAACCUCCUCCUAAGAAAAAGGAACCAAAACCUCCUCCUAAACCUCCUCUUAAGAAAAAAGAACCAAAACCUCCUCCCAAAAAAAAGGAACCAAAACCUCCUCCUAAGAAAAAGGAACCAAAACCUCCACCUAAACCUCCUCCUAAGAAAAAGGAACCAAAACCUCCUCCCAAACCGCCUCCUAAGAAAAAAGAACCAAAACCUCCUCCUAAGAAAAAAGAACCCAAACCUCCUCCUAAGAAAGAAGAAUCCAAACUUCCUCCCAAACCUCCACCAAAGAAAAAGGAACCUAAGCUUCCUCCUAAGAAAAAGGAACCCAAACCUCCACCUAAGAAAAAGGAACCCAAACCUCCUCCUAAGAAAGAUAAGGAACCUAAACCUCCUCCUAAGAAAGAUAAGGAACCUAAACCUCCUCCUAAGAAAGAUAAGGAACCUAAACCUCCUAAGAAUGAGAAAGAACCUAAGCCUCCUAAGGAAAAGGUUCCUAAGCCUCCUAAAAAGGAGAAGGAACCCAAACCUCCUAAGUCACCUUCACCUCCUAAGUCAGCCCUCCCCAUUCCAAUACCCGACCCAAUACCUAAACCACCAGCUCUUCCAAUCCCUGAUCCAAUACCCGAUCUACCUAAACCACCAGCUCUUCCAAUCCCUGAUCCAAUACCUGAUCUACCUAAACCACCAGCUCUUCCAAUACCCGAUCUACCUAAACCACCGAUUCUUCCAAUACCUGAUCCACCUAAACCACCAGAUCUUCCAACACCAGAUCCACCUAAACCACCAGAUCUUCCAAUACCCGAUCUACCUAAACUUCCAAUACCCGAUCUACCAAAACCACCAGCUCUUCCAAUACCUGAUCCACCUAAACCACCAGAUCUUCCAACACCUGAUCCACCUAAACCACCAGAACUUCCAAUACCCGAUCUACCUAAACUUCCAAUACCGGAUCCACCUAAACCGCCAGAUCUUCCAACACCUGAUCCACCUAAACCGCCAGAUCUUCCAACACCUGAUCCACCUAAACCACCAGAUCUUCCAACACCCGAUCCACCUAAACCACCAGAUCUUCCAAUACCUGAUCUACCUAAACUUCCAAUACCUGAUCUACCUAAACCACCAGCUCUUCCAAUACCUGAUCCACCUAAACCACCAGAUCUUCCAACACCUGAUCCACCUAAACCGCCAGAUCUUCCAACACCCGAUCCACCUAAACCACCAGAUCUUCCAAUACCCGAUCUACCGAAACUUCCAAUACCUGAUCUACCUAAACCACCAGCUCUUCCAAUACAUGAUCCACCUAAACCGCCAGAUCUUCCAACACCCGAUCCACCUAAACCGCCAGAUCUUCCAACACCCGAUCCACCUAAACCGCCAGAUCUUCCAAUACCCGAUCUACCUAAACUUCCAAUACCCGAUCUACCUAAACCACCAGCUCUUCCAAUACCUGAUCUACCUAAACCACCAGAUCUUCCAACACCAGAUCCACCUAAACCGCCAGAUCUUCCAACACCCGAUCCACCUAAACCACCAGAUCUUCCAAUACCUGAUCUACCUAAACUUCCAAUACCCGAUCUACCUAAACCACCAGCUCUUCCAAUACCUGAUCUACCUAAACCACCAGAUCUUCCAACACCUGAUCCACCUAAACCGCCAGAUCUUCCAAUACCUGAUUUACCUAAACUUCCAAUACCUGAUCUACCUAAACCACCUGAUCUUCCAACACCCGAUGCACCCAAACCACCGAAUGCUCCAACACCCGAUGCACCCAAACCACCAGAUGCUCCAACACCCGAUGCACCCAAACCACCGGAUGCACCCAGCCCACCGGAUGCUCCAGCACCGGAUCGACCCAGCCCACCGGAUGCUCCACCACCGGAUGCACCCAGCCCACCAGAUGCUCCACCACCCGAUGGACCCAGCCCACCAGAUGCUUCACCACCCGAUGCACCCACCCCACCGGAUACAGCACCACCCGAUGCACCCACCCCACCGGAUGCUCCACCACCGGAUGCACCUAGCACACCGGAUGCUCCACCACCCGAUGCACCCAACCCACCGGAUGCUCCACCACCCGAUACACCCAACCCACCGAAUGCUCCAGCACCUGAUGCACCUAGCCCACCAGAUGCUCCAACACCCGAUUCACCUAAACCACCAGAUAUUCCAAGACCUGAUCUACCUAAACUUCCAAUACCUGAUCUACCUAAACUUCCAAUACCUGAUCCAACACCCGAUCCACCUAAACCACCAGAUCUUCCGGCACCUGAUCCACCUAAACCACCUGAUCUCCCAAUACCUGAUCUACCUAAACUUCCAAUACCUGAUCUACCUAAACCACCACUUCCAAUACCUGAUCCAACACCCGAUCCACCUAAACCACCAGAUCUUCCGGCACCUGAUCCACCUAAACCACCUGAUCUCCCAAUACCUGAUCUACCUAAACUUCCAAUACCUGAUCUACCUAAACCACCAAAUCUUCCAAUACCUGAUCUACCCAAACCACCAGAUCUUCCUAUACCGGAUCUACCUAAUCCAAUACCUAAACCACCACCAUCCAUUCAUGGGAAGCAACCAAAACCACCACCAAAGACUUCUUCUAUACCACCACCACCUUCCUUUAUUCAUGACGGUGUUAUUCCAUUACUACCUCCCAUACCUCCAUUAAUACCACCUAUUUUGCCACCUUUGCCUCCAUUACUAUCACCCGUGCUUCCGUUACUACCACCUUUGCCUCCAUUACUACCACCCCUUAAAUCACCUUCACCUCCAUCACUACCGCCUCUUGCGUUACCUGAAUUAGUAGUUGACCCAUGA
Molecule: messenger RNA, 3300 nt
Organism: Lactuca virosa
Lineage: Eukaryota; Viridiplantae; Streptophyta; Magnoliopsida; Asterales; Asteraceae
Source: the annotation of a GenBank genome assembly